GUGUUUGAUUGUCAUGGCCGUGUUCAAGUUCACCGUGGGUCUGCUGGCCCUGCUGCUGGUUGCCUUUGCCUGGGCUGAGGAGGUGGAGACUGAUGAGAUUGUGGAAGACACCAAUGCUGAGCUGUCUGUGUCUGAGCUGCUGGAGAGAGCCAACAGGGACCGCACUCCUGACUUUGACGAGCCUGAGCUGAUGGGAGACAUCGCCAUCGACUCUGCUGAUGAAAGGAACGCUGACCCCUGCACCUCCAGGGGCUGCAUGUGGCAAAAGUACAGUGAUGGCAAGGUCUACGUGCCCUACGUCAUUCAGAACCACUACUCUUCCCGCGAGCUGUCCAUCAUCCAGCGUGGUCUGGACUCCUUCUCCUCCAUGUCCUGCAUCCGCUUCAAGCGCCGCAGCAACGAGAGGGACUACCUCAGCAUUGAGUCUCGCAAUGGAUGCUACUCUUACAUUGGUCGUACUGGAAACGCUCAGACCGUGUCCCUGAGCCGCUCCGGCUGCCUGUACCACAACACCGUCCAGCACGAGCUGCUCCAUGCUCUGGGUUUCAACCACGAGCAGACCCGCAGCGACCGUGACAACCACAUCCGCGUUGUCUGGGAGAACAUCAUCGAUGACAUGAAGCACAACUUCAACAAGGUCAACACCCUGAACCAGGGAACUCCCUAUGACUACAACUCUGUUAUGCAGUACCACAAGACCGCCUUCUCCAAGAACAACCAACCCACCAUGGUGCCCAUUCCCAACAGCAACGUUGCGAUUGGCCAGGCCACCCAGAUGAGCCAGAACGACAUCAACAGGCUCAACAGGCUGUACAAGUGCUAGGUUUACCAACACUGAUCAGGACAACAGCCAGGUGUUCUGAAGGAAGACUGAGGGAGAUAUCCAGAUGUUUACAUUUCUGGAACUUUAAUCUCAUCUGAUUUGAUAGCAAUGCUUUGCUACACAGCAAUUCAAAAUGUACUCCCUCAAUAAAACAUCAGAAUUGAGUGCAAAAUCAAA
Molecule: messenger RNA, 1000 nt
Organism: Alosa sapidissima (American shad)
Lineage: Eukaryota; Metazoa; Chordata; Actinopteri; Clupeiformes; Clupeidae
Product: high choriolytic enzyme 2-like
Exons: 9
Coding region: 14-823 (269 amino acids)
Biological process (GO): proteolysis
Molecular function (GO): zinc ion binding; metalloendopeptidase activity
Source: RefSeq, a predicted model, not a curated record